Messenger RNA from Cyphomyrmex costatus, 448 nucleotides. RefSeq names its product ejaculatory bulb-specific protein 3. NCBI's taxonomy places the organism in Eukaryota, Metazoa, Arthropoda, Insecta, Hymenoptera, Formicidae. The transcript is spliced from 2 exons. The coding region runs from base 27 to 389 and encodes 120 amino acids. The record is from RefSeq and is a predicted model, not a curated record.
UUAGUGUGAAAAUAAAAGAGGAGAUCAUGGCUAGAUUUAGCUAUACUGUGACGAUCAUCAGUAUCGUAUUGAUGUGUGUUUUGGCAGAAGAAUUCUACUCUAAUCAAUACGACAACAUUGACGUCGCGAGUAUCCUUCAGAACGAUAAAUUGCGAGAACAAUAUUAUAAUUGUCUUAUGGAAACAGGACCAUGUCGGACAGCAGAUGCAAAGUUCUUUAAAGAGGUUGCUAGCGAAGUUCUCCAAACUAAAUGUAAGAAAUGCAAUGAAAGACAAAAAGAAAUAAUGAAUUCAAUAGUAGAUUGGUAUACAAAAAAUAGACCUGAACAGUGGGAAGCUUUUGUUGCAAAGACUAUUGAAAAUCCAAAAAAGAAAAACGCUGGCACAUAAUUGUUGACAAUUACUGAAAUAACGAGGAGAGAACGGAAAAAAUCGAAAAUUAAUUAAUU